Messenger RNA from Penicillium brevicompactum, 1506 nucleotides. RefSeq lists its product as uncharacterized. The record is from RefSeq and is a predicted model, not a curated record. The transcript is spliced from 4 exons. The coding region runs from base 1 to 1506 and encodes 501 amino acids. Lineage: Eukaryota; Fungi; Ascomycota; Eurotiomycetes; Eurotiales; Aspergillaceae.
AUGUCUCAAGAUCGUCACAAAUUCGUGAAGGCCCCGGAGAAUUUGGCGAUCCGCUCAGCCCGCCCGUCUGGUCGUGCAGCCGGUCGCCCGACAGGGGAAUUCCUGUGGGUGGACUACAAGGAAAAUCAAUCCAAGGCCCGCGAUUUAGUCCGAUCCAAGCAGGCCUUCGUGAGGACGCGACAUCACCGAUUGCGGAGAGAGAAGCAGGCCCAGCACAAUGGGUCGUUACCUCAAUGUCCGUCCCACCCGGUCGCCUCCAGCAGUACCUCCAAGAGCGACAGUGACGAAGAUGAUCAUGAGCGGGUAGUAUUGACCCCAUCCCCCCAGGCGGGCGUCACCGAUGGGAGCCCCUCUCUAGCCAUUAGCACAAAUCAUAACCCCAAUAUCUACUUCCACCACUAUCGAAUUCAUAGCUCGAGAGCAUGCUUUCCGCUUUGCUCCAAAGACGUGACAGUCUGGUUCUGGAAAAAAGCAGUGGAAGAUCCUACUUUGAUGCAAAUUAAGCUCGCAAUCAGUGCGGCCCAUCGAGCGGCGAUUCUCUCGGCUUCGGGUGCCCCUUCUCUAGCCGUGCAAAAGCCAGCACAAGAUGCGCUUCGCUUUCGCGGUGAAACGAUAAAGUCGCUCCGAUACAUUCUGCAAAACACGUCUACAAUGUGCUACGAACAGACAGUCUUUAUCAUUUCUCAUAUUAUUGUUUCGGAGGGCUUGGAGGCCAAUGUAGAUGCCGCCAAUAUGCAUAUGGAUGCUGUGAGGCAGAUGAUAAACGCCGCAGGCGGCAUGGAUCUUCUUGGCCACGGGACGCUCUCUAUGCUUUAUAGCUGUGAAUUUUUGCGAGGCAUUAUGUGCAGCACGGUUCCAAAGCUCGACAUGUGUGCGAAAUUUCAGACACGAGUCCUGAAAGAGUCUGCCUUCUUCAAAGCGAACAACCAUUUUACGAUUUCCUCAACUCUCGGCACUCGGAUCUUCAACUCUCCAUGGUCCCAAGAGAUCCACCCUAUAUUUAAGUCAAUCCUUUCUCACUUCAGACAACUCGUCUCGUAUUAUGAGAGUUUCAACGAGGUUGAUGUUGAGCCAAUGUCGGUUGAGAACGACUGCUUACUAUAUCUGAAUUACCGACUAUUGUCACUACCAUUUGAGUGCUUACUUACACCCUUUGAGGAGACAUUGCGCCUGUCGGUUCUGACAUACUGUUGUGUUCGAAUCUGGAACCUUUUUGGAGUUCCCUGUCUUGGGGCUCUCCUGGAACAGCUUCGAAGAAGUCUGUUCCGCAGCCUCUACCUCUUCCAAAGCACCGCACCUGACCUGCUGUUCUGGAUUCUAUUCAUUGGGAGUCUUGCAUCAAGGGGAAUGAAGACCAGCUCGUGGUUUUUGGCCCAUCUGACCGAUGCAGCAGAACAAAUGGGGCUGAAGAACUGGGCCAGUGCGGCAUCGAUAUUGGAGACAUUUUUCUUCGUGUGUCGGCGUCACGACGAGCCAGCCAGGGAAUUAUGGAAUUCCAAUUUUUAA